This is a messenger RNA of Malassezia sympodialis ATCC 42132, 1071 nucleotides long. It is a transcript of the gene RPN10, whose product is annotated as proteasome regulatory particle base subunit RPN10. Lineage: Eukaryota; Fungi; Basidiomycota; Malasseziomycetes; Malasseziales; Malasseziaceae. The record is from RefSeq and is a predicted model, not a curated record. Gene Ontology annotation, biological process: proteasome-mediated ubiquitin-dependent protein catabolic process. Gene Ontology annotation, molecular function: polyubiquitin modification-dependent protein binding. Gene Ontology annotation, cellular component: nucleus; cytosol; proteasome regulatory particle, base subcomplex.
AUGAGGAAUGGAGAUUACGUCCCGACCCGCUGGGAUGCACAGGCGGAUGCCGUUCAGGUCCUCUUUGAUGCCAAGACCAGCUCGCACCCCGAGAAUAUGGUCGGUGUCAUGACGAUGGCGGGCAAGAGCCCUGAAGUACUUUCCACGCUCACACAGGAUAUCGGAAAGGUGUUUGCGGCCCUGCACAGCUCCAAGCUCGCUGGGUCCGUCCACCUUUUGACUGGUAUCAACGUCGCGCAGCUCGCACUCAAGCACCGACAGAACAAGAACCAGCGCCAGCGCGUCGUGGCAUUUGUUGGAUCACCAGUGGCUGACACAGAAGAAAGUCUCGAGCAGCUUGCCAAAAAGCUGAAGAAGAACAACGUGGCUGUCGACAUCGUGUGCUUUGGCGAGUUCGAAGAGAACCGCGCCAAGCUUGAAAAGUUCAUCGAUACUGUGAGCAGCAACGAUAACAGCCACUUCCUCGUCGUUCCUCCUAAUGAGCGCCCUCUCUCGGAUACCCUGCUCUCCUCGCCCCUCGUGAUGGACAGUGACGCAGACGCUGGUCCAUCGGGCAGCGCGAACGCCGGCGGCAGCCAGGCCUUUGAAUUUGGCGUUGAUCCCAACGCCGACCCGGAGCUCGCGAUGGCCCUCCGCCUCUCCAUGGAGGAGGAACAAGCCCGGCAGCAGGCGGCCCAGGGAUCUGCGCAGGACAGAGACAACACGACCGACGAGCAGGCCAUGAACGAGGAUCACACCCUUGCACCCGAAGACCGCCAACCAGCAGAGGGCGCGGCUGGCUCGCUCGUCCCCGUUGACGCUCCGCCACUCACAGGCACGGCCAACCUCGACACGGACAUGGCUCGCCAGGCAGAGAGCGAGGAGGCACUCCUCCAGCAAGCACUUGCUCUCUCAAGAGGCGAUGCUCCCGCUGAGGAAGACGUGGCUAUGAAGGAAAACUCGGAGCAAGAACCUCGCGCUACCGUCGCAGGUGCCAAUGAGGGCGAUGACGAUGAGGAAAUGUCCGAGCAAGAGGCCAUUGCUCGUGCUAUUGAAAUGAGUCUAAAGGACUCUCAAGAUCCACACCAAUAG